ACUGGAUCUUUGAGAAGAGACCAUAUUACACUGCACUUCUGGGAGCUGCUAACCAUGGGCUUGGCACUGGUAUUAACCUACAUCCUAUCGACUUGUAUAGCAAAAGGUUACUCCCUUUCCUGUAUCCAAUGUGUUGGGGUUGAAGGACCUUCCUGUUCUGGAAUUUCAACUUCAAAGAGAUGUCCAUCUAGCGAUGAUGUUUGUGUUUCAUCCUACACAGUCACUGAGAUGGGUGGGAUGGAGGUCUCUAAACAGUUUGUCAGACAUUGCGAAUCAAAAAAGAUGUGUGACAAAGCCGGGAGUAUCAGCAUCCCUAACGGCAGAGUCAAAAUGAGCAAUGUUUGUUGUAGGUCUGACAACUGUGAUCCUGGAUUACCCAAGUUGCCUCUAGAGAAAACAUUGAAAAACGGCAUCAUGUGUGAUGGCUGCAUUGGUAUAAAUACAAAGUCAUGCCACUCCAAUGAACCCCUGGAAUGUGUUGGAGAUGAGAAGAUGUGCAUUUCAUACCUUAUGACCAUGUCAGGCGUCAUAUCCACAUCUAUGGCACUACGAGGCUGCGCAACGGAAAACUUUUGUGUGAUUGGGGAACAGGAGGUAGAAAACGAGCACAUGAAACUGGAGGUGGACAUUUCAUGCGGUGUAGAUGGAGCCAUCAGUCUCCAGCUAAACCAGUUCCUGUUGGCCCUUCCUACUCUCCUCCUUCUGAAAUAUAUCUCAUAAGUGCAUGAAGUGCUCACUCCUGCAGAACUAAGGGCUUUGUUCCUUAUAUGUAUCCAAACAUGCAAAUACAUUAAGAUUAUUUUAAAGUACCAUUAGCACCUAGAGCACAAUCAUUGUUAUAAAAAGAAUAUAUAUUUUUUUCAAAGCUU
Xenopus laevis (African clawed frog) is the source of this 869-nucleotide messenger RNA. RefSeq names its product phospholipase A2 inhibitor and Ly6/PLAUR domain-containing protein-like. Lineage: Eukaryota; Metazoa; Chordata; Amphibia; Anura; Pipidae. The record is from RefSeq and is a predicted model, not a curated record. The transcript has 5 exons. Bases 55 to 720 code for a protein of 221 amino acids.